ACAAACUCUAAUCUCUUGAUUGGCCUUCUUCCUACCACCCACACACAAACACACACUCUCUCUCUCUCUCUCUCUCUCUGCAAUUUCAAUUUCGAAGCCCUAAUAAAUCUAAUCUCUUCACUAAUUCCAGUUUCAUUCAAAUCUCCACCUGAUCUUCAACCUCCAUCCCUCUCUCUCUCUACUUUCUCUCUCCUCAAAAACUUCCGAUGUCUGAAGCUAACAGUAAGCUUCAUCUUCCUGACGAUCUCGUUUCCUCCAAACUCACUGCCGAUUCCUGGACUCCUAGAGUUUUGUAGGACUUAAGCAUCAUAAUUCUUCAUGGACCAGAUCCGUAGCUGCAUUAAUGCCUGUGAUAGUAGCCUGCUUCAGCAUUUACUGGAAGCUUCAGGAGGGAAUGAAGAGGAUAAGAUGAUAGGUUUGCUAGAUGAUUCUAAAGAUCAUGCGGGUCUGGACAGCAGCAUCCCCUUGUCUCCUCAGUGGCUGUAUGCUAAACCAAAUGAGACUAAGAUGGAAAUGCGUGCACCGAGUUCUCUUUCUCUUGGAGUUGAUUUCAAUGUGAAGGAACGGCGUCCUGAUGUCACCGAUGACAAAAAAGAUUGGAGAAAAGUUCCAAAUGACACAGCAAGUGCACUUCGUUGGCGGGAAGAAGAAAGAGAAACAGGCUUACUCGGUAGAAGAGACCGCCGGAAAACCGAUAACCGACGUGUUGAUGUUGGUAGAGAGACUACCGAUACCAGAGGUUCGCCUCCUGACAGGUGGCAUGAUGCUGGGAAAACUAAUCCUGGUCUCGAGGCUAGGCGUGAUAGCAAAUGGUCAUCUAGGUGGGGCCCAGAUGAAAAAGACAAGGAACCCCGACCCGAAAAGCGAACAAAUGUUGAAAAAGAAGAUAACCAUAACCAUAACGAAACUCAAACACAUUCAACCACCCCAAGAUUAACAUCUGAGCGUGAUCCAGAACCCCGUGAUAAAUGGAGGCCCCGCCACAGGAUGGAGGCAAAUUCUACCGGACCGGGUUCAUUUCGGGCUGCACCUGGAUUCGGGCUAGAGAAAGGACGGGCUGACGGUUCAACCACCGGCUUUACGAUUGGACGUGGCAGGUCUAGUGGACCCAUUGAGAAUAAUGAUAGUGUACCUGGCAAGCCCGGUGUUUCUGCUGGCGUGUUUCUUUAUCCAAGGGGAAAACUUCUUGAUAUAUACCGUACACAAAAACUUGACCCGUUUUUUGCUAACAUGCCUGACGAAAUCAUGCAAGUUUCUCCAAUAACACAAGUGACUGCUGUCGAACCGCUUGCUUUUAUUGCUCCUGAUAAAGAUGAAGAGUCUAUUCUUAAUGAUAUAUGGACGGGAAAAGUCACCAGUAGUGAGGUGUCAAACAAUUCAUUUCCAAAGGUCAGGUCAUCUGAGAGUAUUACAGAUGCUGGAAAAGAUGGUAAUCUCUUCUCGGUGGAGGAACUUGUUGAUCCAAAUAAGCUGAUUAAUCUAACAGAUGCUGAUAGUACUGUACUUUUGAAAGGUCCUAAAAGAAACUUAGAUGGGGGACAAAAAUUUUCAGAAAUAGAAUCAUAUGAAGAGAAAACAAGGUCAAAGAGUGGAAUCAUUGACAGCAAUCUUGAUAAUAAUUCAAAUCUUAAAGUUACUGAUUCAGCUUACGUGAAGCAUCAGUUGUUUGAGGAUGUCAUCAAUACCGAACAUCCUAAUGAUUCAAACUUGCUCUUUGCCAUGUCAUCAUCUGAGCAAUAUUGGGCUGGAAAUACGCAGCAGCCCAUGAAGAGUAGUAGUAUUAAUAAACAUUUGGCGAGUGUUGUACCACCUGAGGAGUUAAGUUUGCUUUAUUGUGACCCGCAAGGUGAGAUCCAGGGUCCGUUUCUUGGGGUUGACAUCAUAUCGUGGUUUGAACAAGGGUUUUUUGGCGCGGAAUUACCCGUUCGAGUGGCAGAUGCACCAGAAGGAACGCUUUUCGAGGCGUUAGGAGAUGUUAUGCCACAUCUAAAAGGUGCACAUAGUUACACCACUGAACAUGACGUGGCGGUGUUGGCUCCUGUGUCUGAAGCUGAUGUUUUGACGGAUGAUCGUCGUUGGCAAUUGACCGGUAAUAAUGGUUUAGCCACAAAGUCAUACUCUGAAAGUCAAGGCUUCAUUGAAGAAGAUAUUGUUUUCCCAGGAAGGCCUGAACAUUACGUGAACAACCACACUGCUCAUACCGAACCUCAAGCAUCAAGCCAGAAUGAUAAUAAGAUGCACCCGUUUGGGUUGUUGUGGUCUGAGCUUGAAGGGUCAAGUUUAAGGAACGAUCAGCCAUCUAAAACGCCGUUUACUGGUGGUAAUACGUUUUCUGAAAGUAACUUGUAUCAAGAUGCCAUGUCAGCAUCCAACAUGAAUAAAGAGGCAAAUCACUUUGAUUUAGCGGAAAAACUUAGGUCUCAGCACAUCCAACAACAGCUACUUCAGCAGCAUAAUCUGUUAUCUUCUUCUCACUUGAAUGAACAACGGUUGACUGGUCAAGAUCUUGACCACGUUUGGGCACUUCAGUUGCAACAACAGCAACUGCAACAACAGCAACUGCAACAGCAGCAGCAACAACUGCAACUGCAACAGCAGCAGCAGCAGCAACAACAACAGAGGCAGAUUCAGCUUCAAAAACUUCAACAACAAAUGUUGCUUAAAGAGCAACAGUCUAGACAACAAAUGCUGCUUGAACAAUUGGUACACAAUCAGAGGUCACACACGGAUUCGUUAAGGUCGCAUAAUGUACACGAUCAAAUGCUUCUGAAGCAGCAGCAGAUUUUAAGUGAAAUGCAACAACGUGAGCAUUUGAUUCAAGCGAAAUACGGCCAUCAAGGGCACACGAACGAUCUUAUGGAGAUGAUGAUGCAUGCUAAGCAUGGGUCGGUGUCAUCGUUAGAAAACGAGUUGCUUCAACAUGAGCGAUUGAGACAGUUGGGGUUACGACAGAGAGUUGAAAUGGAGGAAGAAAGACAAAUCGGUUCUGACUGGUUUCACCGAGUCAACUCACCUGGACUCAUUGAACGGAACCUUUUGAUGCAGGAACAGAUUCAACGCGGUAUUUAUGAACAACGGUCAUUGUCAAUGCCAGGUGGCGGAGCGGGAAUGAAUCCUUUGGUCUCUAAUAGUUUCCGUCGCUCACAUGGGGAUGUAAUGGAAGAACAAAUGUCGAAUGAGUGGAUGGAAUCACGGAUUCAACAAUUGCAUAUUAAUAAUGAAAUACAGAAACGAGAUAUGGAAGCGAGGAGGAGUUCGGAAGGUCAAAGUCAAUGGAUGUCUGGUGGGACCAGCGAUGAUAAUUCGAAAAGACUGCUUAUGGAACUACUACAUCAAAAACCAUCCAAUCAACCUAUUGAAGUGUUGGAUACAAAUAGUGGACUGAACCAGAACCACCCAUUUGGUGUUGGAUCUUAUGGCUUGAAUUCUGGUGUGCGUGUUGAUGAUACGGUAGUGGGCUUUAAAGUCAAUGAAGAGAGCCUGAACCCGAUAAGUAUGAUGAAUGGUUUGGGUGCAGAAACUCAAGAAAGCAUGGUGACUCAGCAGGGUGGUGUUACUGCUGUAGAUCACAGGCAUAACUCACUUGGAAUUGGUGGCUUAUACAUGGACAAUACUGGAGUUGGACUUCCUGACUUUUUUGCAUUAGACGCUGAAGAUCGGGCGGCAGCUACAUCCAAAAGGCCCGAGAACAUUUUAUUGAAACGUCCACCCGUCGCACGCGCAGCCUUGUCACAUGAAGCGUUAUCUGAGCUGGCAUCAAAAUCAGAUGUCAGAGGAAGGAGUGUCCCUACUAUUAUAUCUCCUGAAGGUGGUAGACGGGAAGCAGGGGGCAGUGCAGCAAAUCAAGCCAUCGACGAUGUUCGUUUUAGAAGAACGUCAUCAUGGAGUGACGCUGACGUGUCAGAGACAGCGUCUUUUAGUGACAUGCUUAAAAGCAAUAAUACUAAAAAAGCGGAUGUAGAAAGUGCAGAUGGACAAGGGGGUAAAGUUGGAAAGAAAAAAGGAAAAAAAGGGAGGCAAAUCGAUCCCGCUCUUUUAGGAUUUAAGGUUACUAGUAACCGAAUAAUGAUGGGCGAGAUUCAACGUAUAGAAGAUUAACUUGACCGACCCGAACCAACGACACAACAGGUCUUUCUUGUUUUUCAUCAUUUGUUGUUUUAUUAACUUGUAUGGAUUUAUACAGUGCAAAGCCUUUUUUAUACACCUCAAUUCUGCAUCCAAAGUUUGUGAUAUUGGGUGAUGAGGUUAGGCAUGCAUAUAGUUUGCUUGUAAAGCUUGUACAGACCUUUUUUUUUAAAAUUUAUUAUGUAGUUCAGUUGAAAAUAUUAAUGCUUAUUAAUAUUAUUUAAGUAUGAAAACUA
Molecule: messenger RNA, 4361 nt
Organism: Helianthus annuus (common sunflower)
Lineage: Eukaryota; Viridiplantae; Streptophyta; Magnoliopsida; Asterales; Asteraceae
Product: protein ESSENTIAL FOR POTEXVIRUS ACCUMULATION 1
Exons: 12
Coding region: 319-4098 (1259 amino acids)
Molecular function (GO): protein binding
Source: RefSeq, a predicted model, not a curated record